AUGUGGAAGAACCUUUAUAAGAAAAGGCAUGCCUUUCAAAGCGUAGCAUCCAAGAUCGCAGUGAAGGCCAUCAUUUACCGUUUGGACUUUAAGCUUCACCCCCGCCAGGCCCACCCCGAGGUUCCGGGAUACGCUGUCCCUAGCAUGAGUAUACUGGAGCCUGCUCAACGGGGGUAUCAACAACAUGCACGCCCCAAUUCCUUAGCAACAGCCAGUCUCACCGAGCCACGACCGAAAAGUCACGACCAGGUCUCGACGGCAUACAUCCAAGCCGGAUACAAAAGCGACAACGUUCCUCGAGCCCUAGACCCUGGGACCCGAGCCCUUUCCGAGCAGCCAGCCGUGGAAUGUGGAAUUGGCCGUACAAAAGCCCAAGGCACGAAGGACCUACGGGACCGCCUAACGAGGGACUCGUACCACGCCCUCAGCUUGGAAGAACUAACUCAACAGUUAACCAAAAAAAAAAAGGCCCUAUUUUUUAACGACCAUUCUCAUCAGGCCCUGACUUUCUGA
This is a messenger RNA of Sphaeroforma arctica JP610, 513 nucleotides long. RefSeq lists its product as hypothetical. Bases 1 to 513 code for a protein of 170 amino acids. The record is from RefSeq and is a predicted model, not a curated record. The transcript has a single exon. Lineage: Eukaryota; Ichthyosporea; Ichthyophonida.